Messenger RNA from Drechmeria coniospora, 1080 nucleotides. RefSeq names its product phosphorylcholine phosphatase. The record is from RefSeq and is a predicted model, not a curated record. Lineage: Eukaryota; Fungi; Ascomycota; Sordariomycetes; Hypocreales; Ophiocordycipitaceae. The transcript has a single exon. Bases 1 to 1080 code for a protein of 359 amino acids.
AUGAAGGCUGGACAAUUCAUCGCUUCUCUGGCGCUGGCUAGCGGCUUCGCCUCGGCGAGCCGCUGCCUCGCUGGACCGAAGCUCAAACACUGGCCUGCGGAUGCCGCCAAGCAGCUCAACCAACUGAUCGCCGCCAAAGCUAAACAGGACCACUACGCCGUUUUUGACAUGGACAACACCAGUUACAUGAACGACAUUGAAGAAUCCCUACUGGCCUACCUCGAGAACAAGGGCAUCUUAUCCCGCGAUUCCAUCGACCCGUCACUCAAGAUCAAGCCUUUCAAGGAUUUCACCAACUCUACCUUCCAAUACAGAGAAAGCCUUUUCAGCUACUACAACCGACUCUACGAUUUUGACCAGAUUGCAGGCUACACCUUCUCUGCCCAAGUCUUUGCCGGGAUUCCCUUGCACCGGCUCAAGGGCCACGUCGACGAGCUCAUGCGGCUGGACGGCCCAAUUCCAGCGACGCAGUUCGAGAAUGGUGUCUUGGUGAACACGGCGGUGCCCCCUCCGAAAGUCUUCAGAGGAAUGGUUGAGCUCUGGAACAAGCUGAGGGCCAACGGCAUCGACGUCUACGUUAUGAGCGCUUCGGCCGAGGAGCUUGUCCGCAUGAUAGCGUCGGACCCGGUGAACUAUGGCUACAAUCUCAAGCCGGAGAACGUCAUAGGUGUCUCAUUACUGAUGAAUAAUUUGACAUCUGGCGAACUCACUACAUCCCGAAAACAGAUUACCGAUGGUAACUACAACCAGACAAGAAACCUAGGUCUGGUCAUGACAACCUCCCUCUGGACGCCAGCUACCUGGCAAUUCGGCAAGGUGGCCGGAAUCCAAACAUACAUUCACCCUUGGAAAAGGCCAAUUCUAGUAGCUGGAGACACGCCCAAGAGCGAUGGUCCCAUGCUGUUUCAUGCUACCGACGUUGAGCGUGGUGGCGUUCGCCUCUGGAUCAACCGCAAGAAACGCUCCAUGACAGAAUUGAAGGACAUGAUGCGGAAAAACAGCGCCGAACAGGCCCGUCUGGGCUUGCCCGUUACGGCUGGCCUCAGGUGGGUAUUCGUAAAGCCCGAGGAGAUUUUGUAA